Annulohypoxylon maeteangense is the source of this 3737-nucleotide messenger RNA. RefSeq names its product frequency clock protein. The transcript has a single exon. Lineage: Eukaryota; Fungi; Ascomycota; Sordariomycetes; Xylariales; Hypoxylaceae. Gene Ontology annotation, cellular component: nucleus; cytoplasm. The record is from RefSeq and is a predicted model, not a curated record. Gene Ontology annotation, biological process: regulation of DNA-templated transcription; circadian rhythm. Bases 353 to 3346 code for a protein of 997 amino acids.
ACAUGUUUCUACUACAUUCUUCUCCCACUCCCCUAAUAGUUAAUAUUGUCGACCCAUUCGCUACAGCUAAAUAUGUACAUGCGCCUCUGCCAGCAAGCCACGAUGCGCCGUCCACCCUCCUCUUUCUAACUCCUAAGCCUAAUAACAUCAUUUCUCCAAUUCACAAUAUUCCAAUUCAAUUAAUUCUGUAUUUUCUUAUUGCCGCAAUAGCCACUAAUUUGCUAUGAAACCAGAAUAUUUUCCCCAGCGACUAUGUUGUCGCUAAAUUGCUUCUACCCGUUCACAUGAAUAAUUGAAAUACUACUCCCCGAAACAUUACCAGUAUACGAAGGUAUAAGCCGGUGAGAGCAUCAUGUCGGACCCCAACAAUGCUCCGGCCGCUUCUAGGCCUCCAACCACUACAUACAAGAACCCGAGACGAACCUCGGCCGAAACUUCAAUUACUCUACAAGCACACCGCUUAGCCAGAGUUACAAAUGCAUCUCCCCCCGUUCCUCACUCGACGCCGAGAAGAAAUUCGUCCGGCGAUAGUAACGAAACAAGACACAGUGCCAAGAAUUGGUUUGAAGCUUCGAACAAAAAUGCCAUGGCCAAUAUGGAUACCAGGGCCAUGGAUCUUGAUCCUCCAUUCUACCAGAAAGCAACUGACGACUCCAACGAAGAAGCAGCGCAUUAUGGAGUGUCAUUACACAGCCCGGUGUACGAGUUUAUCCAGAGUCGGUUACCGGAUUUUCGAACUGGGGUAGAUUCCUCUAACGAGGAAUUCCGUUCGGUCAUAGAUGACCUUACUGUUGAGAACAAACGUCUGAAGGAGGAAUUGAGGAAAUACAAACAAAUGGGGCCGGAUUCAUUGCGAAGAGAGAAGUUAUUCGAGGUUAAGGUUCACGGCCUAUCCAGCAGGAAGAAGCGGGAAUUAGAGGCUGCACUACGGGACUUUACGACCGGCUUAGAGGAUUCGAGUACUGGUGUCUCCCCGGGUCGCAAGAAGACCUCUAGCAUGUCGAAGAAUAACCAUUCAUCACUCUCCAAACAUGCCUCUUCAUCUUCGGGGACGGGAUCAAACUCAAAGCCUGUUGAUUCAGCGUACGCAUCUAUGUCAACCGGCCCACGUUCCGCUAUCCCGUCGCUACUUGGUCAAGCUACGGCUACGCGACAGCGAAAUGAACAGAAGAUUGAGAAUUAUUUGCGAGAUAUCCCCGAGGGUCUAUGGCCACGACCUAUUAUCAUGACCGAGAAGGAGAAGAAGAAGCUCGUAGUCAAGCGGCUUGAGCACCUUUUUACAGGAAAAAUGGGUGAUCCAGCCGAACACGUCCAAUUAUCUUUAGUACCUGAGCUCAUUAUCGAAGACGUACAAAUGGAAGGAGCCGACGACAAGGUUGUGCCUCCGGUGCCAUCAACUACUACUGAUACUACUCGGGAGGCCAAGAUCCGACCGCGCCAACUGAGACGCAAGGAAAGUAGCUCGCGCGACAACGGUUCCUCAUCAAACUCUCACUCACACUCAAAUUCUCACUCGAAUGGCGAUCAGACCGAACCCAGGGACAAUGGUAACGGUAGCGGGAGUGGUAGCGGACACGCGAGCGGUGCAGGGCGUGGUAACAACACGUCACCUCACAUGGCUAUGCCACCUUCGGAGCAGCGUCCGACAAGGCCACGCGAUUUGGACCCUGAUCGCAGACAGGUACCCUCAGAGAACAUGGAUUACAUACGUCACCUGGGACUGGUCGCACCGGAAUCGCAGGAGCAGUUCUCUGCAAGGGAUGCAUCGCCAGAUGCGGAAGGUUGGGUAUAUCUCAACCUGUUGUGCAACUUAGCGCAGUUGCAUAUCCUGAAUGUUACCCCGGCUUUUAUUCGCAAUGCAGUGUCGGAGAAGAGCACCAAAUUCCAACUUUCACCCGACGGGCGCAAGAUCCGCUGGAGAGGUGGAGACGAAGGUACAAAAUUCAACAAUUGCGAAAGUACGAGCAAUUCUCAGCCGGACCAAUCAAGCGAUGACACGGACGGGUCGAAGGAUCAGGACCAGAAGAAAAAGCAGAGGACUCAGGCAUCCGGAAAUGACGUCACCGCGCGCAAACCUUCAAAAUUCGGAUUAGGCGUGCAAGAUUCCAAUUCAUCCGAGAGUUUUCACUACAAGCCGUUAUUCGUCCACCAGCAAACUUCGUCUUCGGAUGAACAGCCGUCGGGAGGUGACGAAACGGGUUCGUCCUAUGGCCCGCCCGAGGAGAGUCACUUAGGCAUGCAUUCUCGUUGGGGACAGAGUGGUGUGUCGGGGGUGUCACAACGCAAGCGCCGUCGCGACGGUGCCAUCAUUUAUUACAGUGGAGCACCUUUCUGCACAGACCUGUCGGGAGAUUUUGGUGACGGGGAAGUGUCCCCCGCAACGUACGAUAUGACGUCAUCUGGCGACCGGGGUGGCCAAAGUAACAGUCAGGGUCCAGUCAGCCUCGGCAUCAGUCGUCCACAAUUUAGUCGUUCUACGUCAGGAUCGUCCUUACCUUUUAGACCGCUCAGUGCCCUCCCCAGUUCUCGAGACACACCGAUGGAUCUCGAUGGAUCUGAUCUCCCAGAUCUAACUGCGGGUGAGACCGACGAUGACAUAGAUGCCGAUUUUCCUUGGUCAGAGUUCAGCCAACGUACAUCCUUGGUGAAUCUCGAGGCCAGCGGCUUAGGUGGUAUCUCCCCCGAAGAUCAUUUUGUCGUCGUCGUUGCAACACGACGACCUAAACGAGCGCGUUGUGAUGAGAACAGUGUUUCAGAUAACGAUGACGAGGACGAAAUUCCGACAAAGCGAUUAAGAAACGUUGAGCACCUCAGCCAAGAAAUGGUAGACUCGAAAGUUACAACGGAGUCUAUCAUUAACAAGUUGGCUACGAUGACAACUAGUUCACCAUUGCCAUGUCAUUCGAUGGCAGAUACCAUAGCGCACGCGGUUCAGAUAGAGUAUCUCAAUGACAGGAUUCGUCAUUUAUCUCCGGUACCUCUACCACCUCCCGCGUUCUACUUCCCCGCCGGCGAUUCCGAUCUCGAUGAUGAUGACGAAAGCGGUGACGAUACUUCUUCGGAAAGCCUCAUGAGUAGGCGAGCGAUAGUUGAGGACGACCCAGGCUCAGAUGUUGACUUAUCUGGGAACGACGAAGAAGACGAGCAUUCUGACGGCGGACAAGCCUACGAUGCCAGUGGUAGCAUUUCACCCAAUAUCAUGGAAGAGCUUCUUGACGUUAGCGAAUUUCAACGAGGUCGUAGCGGAAAGAUUUCGGAAAUCUCUAAAAUGACUACCGGGAGCUCAGCAGCCACUGCCGGCGGGGCUCCCAGUGGUUACAAUAGCAGUAUGGAAGAAGAUACUUGAGAUUGUCGCAAAACCUUUCUGGUGCCCUACUUUUACUAGCAUCUUACCAGGCAUGCUGAGCUAAAGGCGUGUAGUCCUAUGUAGUAGGUCCGCUUCCAUUUACAAUUAUCAUUGUACAUAUAUGUACAUUGGGCCGGCGCAAAAGUUUGGCGAUUGCAUUUUUCUGCUUCUUUUGACGAUAUCACUACUUACGUUUUAUGGGAAUUGGACGUGAAGGCGAGCGGGGAGAAGCUUAAGACUCCAACUGAAUGGCAUUUACGUUAGCGUUUGCAGAGGCAGCAAGAAAACGAUGAGGAUCUAAUUCAAUGGUUAAAUAGGUAAUAAAGCUUAGGUACCUACAUUUGUUGAUUUUACUGUUCUUCAGUGCAGAAUAAAUCUAUCUAAUAGAUCA